Sinocyclocheilus grahami is the source of this 1955-nucleotide messenger RNA. Its product is annotated as zinc finger protein 420-like. The record is from RefSeq and is a predicted model, not a curated record. The transcript has 4 exons. Gene Ontology annotation, molecular function: RNA polymerase II cis-regulatory region sequence-specific DNA binding; DNA-binding transcription activator activity, RNA polymerase II-specific. Lineage: Eukaryota; Metazoa; Chordata; Actinopteri; Cypriniformes; Cyprinidae. Gene Ontology annotation, cellular component: nucleus. Gene Ontology annotation, biological process: regulation of transcription by RNA polymerase II. The coding region runs from base 116 to 1636 and encodes 506 amino acids.
GUGAAGCCCUGCCUACACAUACUCACCAUUUAAAAUGCUGUAGAAAAUUCCCACUCCUCCCACACCCAACAAGAAAAAACUACUUCAGGGGAAACAACACGACCUACAACUGAAGAUGGCUGAUCCAGAGCCCUGCAAAAUACAAAAUGACGACACUGAGGAACAAAGUGAACAAUGUGAAGCUGAGGAGAAACCUCCUCAUCUCCACAAACAACAAAGCACUCAAAAAAGAGGAGAGAAACGUCCCUUCACUUGCUCUCUGUGUGGAAAGGGCUCCAUGCGAAAAUCAGACCUGAAGAAACACAUGAGCAUCCAUACCGGAGAGAAACCCUUCACGUGCCAUCAGUGUGGAAAGAGCUUCGUGAGAGCAAAUAUUCUCAAAAAUCAUCUGCUCUCUCACUCCGGAGAACGAUCGUUUGGCUGUGAUCAGUGCGAUAAGACAUUCGUUUUGGAGGUGUACCUAAAGAGACACAUGAAAGUUCAUGCUGCUGUGAAACCUCAUGUUUGUACUUCUUGUGGAAAGAGUUUUGCACUGAUGCAAACUCUACAAGUUCACCAGAGUAUUCAUACUGGAGUGAAACCUCAUAUGUGCUUUGACUGCGGGAAGACCUUUACUACAUCCAGCGACUUAAAAAUACACCAGAGGAUUCACACUGGAGAGAAACCGUACAAGUGCUCACACUGUGACAAGAGUUUCGCUCAUUUAUCAUCUCUGAAAACGCACGAGAGAGUUCAUACUGGAGAAAGGCCGUACCGGUGCUCUUCAUGCAAGAGGGGUUUCACCAAUUUACCAAAUUUACUGAAACAUAAGAAAAGGUGUUGCCUAAAGAGGUCUACAAAAAUUCCCACUCCUCCCACACCCAACAAGAAAAAACUACUUCAGGGGAAACAACACGACCUACAACUGAAGAUGGCUGAUCCAGAGCCCUGCAAAAUACAAAAUGACGACACUGAGGAACAAAGUGAACAAUGUGAAGCUGAGGAGAAACCUCCUCAUCUCCACAAACAACAAAGCACUCAAAAAAGAGGAGAGAAACGUCCCUUCACUUGCUCUCUGUGUGGAAAGGGCUCCAUGCGAAAAUCAGACCUGAAGAAACACAUGAGCAUCCAUACCGGAGAGAAACCCUUCACGUGCCAUCAGUGUGGAAAGAGCUUCGUGAGAGCAAAUAUUCUCAAAAAUCAUCUGCUCUCUCACUCCGGAGAACGAUCGUUUGGCUGUGAUCAGUGCGAUAAGACAUUCGUUUUGGAGGUGUACCUAAAGAGACACAUGAAAGUUCAUGCUGCUGUGAAACCUCAUGUUUGUACUUCUUGUGGAAAGAGUUUUGCACUGAUGCAAACUCUACAAGUUCACCAGAGUAUUCAUACUGGAGUGAAACCUCAUAUGUGCUUUGACUGCGGGAAGACCUUUACUACAUCCAGCGACUUAAAAAUACACCAGAGGAUUCACACUGGAGAGAAACCUUACAAGUGCUCACACUGUGACAAGAGUUUCGCUCAUUUAUCAUCUCUGAAAACGCACGAGAGAGUUCAUACUGGAGAAAGGCCGUACCGGUGCUCUUCAUGCAAGAGGGGUUUCACCAAUUUACCAAAUUUACUGAAACAUAAGAAAAGGUGCUGCCUAAAGAGGUCUACAUGACUUACAAGCCAAUAGUUUGAUAUUCUGAUAGAGCAAGCAAUGUAACUUAUUGGGCCAAAUUUGCAGAAGAUUGUUGAAUAUUGUUUGCUCAACAAUGGAAGUUGCCUUAAAAUGCCAGAGUUUUAGUUGGGAUGUUUUAUGUUCGGGACUAAUCGAAUGAUCUCGAUUAGUCCAUUACUUCUACAUCCAUAUGCUGAGCAAAUUGUUGUUGGUUAGGUUAAGAGGUGGUGUGAUGCACUUUUAUUAUUAUUACUGAUCUCAUUUGAUGAAUCUAUGGUCAUAUACAUUAUAUCGUAUGUAUAAUUUAUGCUACAGCAAU